Cynara cardunculus var. scolymus (artichoke) is the source of this 3630-nucleotide messenger RNA. RefSeq names its product protein SCAR3-like. Bases 257 to 3469 code for a protein of 1070 amino acids. Gene Ontology annotation, biological process: actin cytoskeleton organization; positive regulation of Arp2/3 complex-mediated actin nucleation. The record is from RefSeq and is a predicted model, not a curated record. Gene Ontology annotation, molecular function: Arp2/3 complex binding; protein kinase A regulatory subunit binding. Gene Ontology annotation, cellular component: cytoskeleton. NCBI's taxonomy places the organism in Eukaryota, Viridiplantae, Streptophyta, Magnoliopsida, Asterales, Asteraceae. The transcript is spliced from 9 exons.
CUUUGGUUGAUCUGAAAAUACUGAGCUUUCACUCCCCCAUAGCAGUUAAGCUGCUUCAAUCCACUCACCUACUUUCUCUCUCUACAAAAUCCUUCUUUCUCACACACUUUCACACUCAAACACGCACUCCCAUACUCUCUCUCAUCGCAUUUAUGGUUGCAGUUAUCGGAAUCUUUACUGCUUAGGUAGAGUCGUGGGAGUUUAAUUUUGGAAAGAGAAAGUAAGUUACAGACACCAGGUAGACGGAAAAGGAGAGAUGCCGUUGGUGAGGGUGGAGGUGAGAAAUGAGUAUGGGUUAGGAAUGCCGGAGUUGUACACGGAAACCAACCGAGAAGAUCCCAAGGCGGUGCUUGAUGGUGUUGCGGUUGCUGGCCUCGUCGGAAUCUUGCGUCAAUUAGGCGAUCUUGCUGAAUUUGCAGCAGAGGUUUUUCAUGGAUUACAAGAACAAGUGCUAAUUACAUCUUCUAGAAGCCAUAAGUUGGUAGAACGAGUACACAACAUUGAAGCUGCACUCCCUCCACUAGAAAAGGCUAUCUUGGCACAACGGAGUCACUUGCAUUUCGCUUACACAGCUGGUUCUCACUGGCAUACUCGACUCAGAACUGAACAAAACCAUUUCAUAUAUAGUGACUUGCCACGAUGCAUUAUGGACUCCUAUGAAGACUGCCGUGAUCCUCCACGUCUGCACAAGCUUGACAAAUUUGACAUCGGGGGCCCAGGAUCUUGCUUCAGAAGAUAUUCUGAUCCAACUUAUUUUAAAAGAACUUCAGCUGGGCCUUAUGAAGCACAUCUUCAAAGCGUACCGAGAGAAAAGAAGGCUCGUAGAAGCAAAAAAAAGAGAUCUUCAUUGAGGUAUAGAGAUGUGACACAUGGUGCUCCCAAAAUCAUGCAUGCUGGCAGAACGGAUUAUGGUUCUUCAAACUUUGAAGGGAAAACUUCCCCUUCUCAAGAUGUCUCCACAUUCCAUGUUCCACAAAAAUCUGGAAUUGGACCUGAAAUUGGAGAUCAUUUAACUGCUUUUGAUUCAAGAAAUGGGUCGGAAUACAUAGAGUGUAUCAUCCGUCCAAGCUACUCCACACAAUCUGAAGAUAACAAUGCUAAAGAACUGUCUUCUGAUUCAAAUCUGCAGCAUAAUUCUUAUCUUGAUUCGGCUUCCCUUGAUGAAAACAGUGGAGUCCCAGAUGAAAAUAUCCACGAUAGUUAUUUAGCAGAGCAUAGUAGGUCAAGAUCAUCUUAUAUUACAUGGGAUGAAAAGUUAGAAAUCCUAGAUUCUACAGGCCAGCCAAAUGAUGUCACGGAGAUAUCUUGUACAACUGAGAAGAUAGAUACUGAAGAGAAGGAAGAUGUUGAUCAGAUUGAUUUCGGCUUUCAGGAUGAACCUCUUCCAACAUCAGUUAUCGUUGGGAGCCAGCCUGAUGAGAUUGAGAGCGAAACAGAUUAUUACAUGGAUGCACUUAACACCAUUGAAUCAGAAUCUGAAGCCGAUAUCGAAUUCCAGACAAAGCGAGAACUGCAGCAAUACUCCAGUUUGAACAACAAAGAUGUGGAAGAGAUGCAUAAAGCAGGUCAUCUAGAUGACAGUUCUACAAAUUUUGAGUUUCAAGUUCCAGAAAAUCAAUCUUGCCUCAGCCCUAAGGCAGUAUCCCCUGAAUAUCAUGUGGACGCUUGCAGUUCCUCUAAGAAUGAGAAUUAUGAAGACUUGACCAAGUCAAGUUCAUCUCCGGUGGAUGCCAUAUCUUCAAUCUGCUUUACUACCCCAGAAAAAGUCGAAUUGGAAGAAGUCAAGAGAAAUGAUGCAAAUUUGGAGACUGUUGCCAGUGACGGAUUAUACUCUAGCUCUAUAGAACCAAACUCACAACAGAUUGUAAGCACUUACGAGUCUCCCAAGCCAUCAUCAUCAACUUCUAAUGCUACACUCGGCAAUCCAGUUAUGUUCUGGACAAAUGGUGGUCUGUUGGGACUCGAGCCUUCCAAACCUCCAGAUUUUGGUCUGCCAACGGCUGUUGGACCAGGCCCCAUGGAAGAAAAUAGAACCGAGAGUCAGAAAAACACCUGCAAUGCUGUUGGGGAUGUUGCCAGAGAAGAUAUGGUGGUCAACGGCCCCAAAUCUGAAUCAUCUGGCAAACUUUCUGGUAGCAAUGGGUUUAAUUUUACUCAAGAGCAUCAUUGUAACGAUGGACCAGUUCCUAAAGACGAUCCUACUAAAGACAGCAAGGAAGACAUCACUAAUUCAUCUCGGAUAUUUGAAUUUAGCAAUAGAUUACUAGUAAAUGGUUUCAGAAGACAGAUAACGCUUGUUGGGAAUGAAAGGCUUGCCAGCUCUGUGAGAAGUGAUGUUCCUGAGAGUAAGAGCAUGCAGAAAGGAUAUCAAACCGUUACUGGGAUACCUUUCAGAGAACAAUUUGGAAGUGGACCUCCGCUCAUCUCACCUUCUUCUCCCCCUCUUGAACAUAUGCGGAUAUCUUUCCAGCCUAUUGAUGGCUUCGAGACUUCUAAACUGAAAUUGAUGGUCCCUGAUGGAAACAAUAACAACGAAACUAGUGGACACAUGUUUCCUUCGUUUCAGUUGGUGCCAGAGCCGGCAAUUUCACUCCAUGAAUCCGCUUCAGACUCCGAUGAUGACACAUUCUGUAGAUCGUCUCCAUAUGCAUCAGAUGACUGCAAUAGUCAUCCUUCUGAAUCAAAUUCUGAGCAGUGGGACUCCACUGACUCUCCCAGAAUCAAGGAUCAUGAGCUAGAUGAUGCUUUCGGCAGGAUCUCUUCUGCAGAAUCUGUUUCAAGCUCUCUUAUGAACGGGAUUAGAUUCCAGCAAGGUUUCCAUGACCAUGGAAACUAUGGACAUCAAAGUUCAUUUAGUGAAGAUGGCAUGCACCCUUCUCAGCAUGGUCUUUUACACGAUUUUCCGAACUUCGAUUCUAUGAACACUUCACAUAACAAGAUAACUGGUGACUUUGAUGGGAAGUCUGUUCUUCAGUCAAGCCUUCCUAAGGAGCCCACAUCACUUCCUCCACCUCUCCCACCUAUGGAAUGGCGGGGAACUAAGCUAAAUCCUGAUGUGACAAUGGAGAAAGAAGAUGAUCUCUCGGAAGCCUUGACUUAUGCAUUGAAUCUGACAACUCCAGAGCCUACAGUAUCGCAGCAGCCAGUGCCAGCUCCAAUAAAACAGGACCAUUUUGUUGAGUCGGUCGAUCUCACGCUUAAGCACGAGCAGCCUGAGUGGCAGAAUCGGCAUGCUCAGAAUGAAUCUAAUCGCACUACCAAUUGGAAAGCUGGUGAUGAAAAAGAAGACUUCCUUCAGCAGAUUAGAACAAAAUCACUCAAUCUAAGACGUACUUCAACAGCUCGGCCAACUACUACACCAGCUGGCCCUACCAGCGUUAAAGUCACUGCAAUUCUCGAGAAGGCAAGCGCAAUCCGCCAGGUUGUUGGAAGUGAUGAUGGAGAUGAUGAUAACUGGAGUGACACUUGAGUUUCAGUCCACAUGAUUGCAUCUGUUCAUAUAUAAACCACCUUGAGGUGAUGUUGCAGUUCUAUAGUGGUAUCUAUAUGUUAAUGCUCCCAUUCCUCUCCUUUCCUUGUAAUUAAUUUGGUAACCCUGUUUUUAUCCUUAAUUUCUUCAUGAAUUCAUCA